Lethenteron reissneri (Far Eastern brook lamprey) is the source of this 5735-nucleotide messenger RNA. It is a transcript of the gene APPL1, whose product is annotated as adaptor protein, phosphotyrosine interacting with PH domain and leucine zipper 1. Lineage: Eukaryota; Metazoa; Chordata; Hyperoartia; Petromyzontiformes; Petromyzontidae. The record is from RefSeq and is a predicted model, not a curated record. Gene Ontology annotation, cellular component: endosome membrane; cytoplasm. Gene Ontology annotation, biological process: signaling. Gene Ontology annotation, molecular function: protein binding.
GGAGCGCAGUGCGGAAUGUGAGGCGUGGGGCCUGAUGGAGUAGACGCCCUGUGCCCCUGUGUCCACAUCAGCUCCCGUGUCCGCUGUCUUUCCGUGUCUCCUGUCUCUCUACCGUGUCUCCUGUCUCUCUACCGUGUCUCCAUCAGCUCCCGUGUCCACUGUCCGUCUCCCCGUGUCUCAAGCUCCCGUGUCCGCUGUUUCCCCGUGUCUCCUGUCUCUACCGUGUCUCCUGUCUCUCUACCGUGUCUCCAUCAGCUCUCCUGUCCACUGUCUCCCCGUGUCUCCUGUCUCUCUACCGUGUCUCCAUCAACUCCUGUGUCCGCUGUCUCCCGUGUCUCCUGUCUCUCUACCGUGUCUCCAUCAGCUCCCGUGUCCACUGUCCGUCUCCCCGUGUCUCAAGCUCCCGUGUCCGCUGUCUUCCCGUGUCUCCUGUCUCUCUACCGUGUCUCCAUCAACUCCCGUGUCCCCUGUCUGUCUCUCCGUGUCUCCAGCUCCCGUGUCCGCUGUCUCCCCGUGUCUCCUGUCUCUCUACCGUGUCUCCAUCAACUCCCGUGUCCCCUGUCUGUCUCUCCGUGUCUCCAGCUCCCGUGUCCGCUGUCUCCCCGUGUCUCCUGUCUCUCUACCGUGUCUCCAUCAACUCGCGUGUCCGCUGUCUGUCUCCCCGUGUCUCUCUCGUCUCCCGAGUGGUGUCUCCUGUGCCCCAGUCCUGUCUCCAUCACCACACCGUGUCUCCCUAUCUGCCCUAUCUCGGUUGUUUCUCUCUCCCGUGCGUCUCCAUAAGUUUCCCUGUCUUCACAUCGCCUUCUAAUCCCUCUGCCCCUAGUCCGUCCCCCCCCCCCGUGUCUCGCCGUGUCCCCCUCGACAUGCCAGGCAUGGACAAGCUACCACUGGAGGACGCGCUGGAAGACAGCCCACAGACUCGCUCGCUGAUGAGCGUGUUCGAGGAGGACGCCGUGAUGUUUGCGGAGUUCGCCAACCGCCUCUCGGGCGCCAUGCAGAGGGUCCACCAGGCACAGAAUGAGCUCUCUCUGGCGACACAAAUGCUCUCGCAGCAGCUGCUUGGCUAUGGCAAACAGCGUUUCCCAUUGGCUGGCGACGAUGAGGUCAUGACGUCGACCCUGCAGCAGUUUGCCAAGGUCAUCGAUGAGCUGAGCUCCCAGCAUGCCGUGCUCACCACACAGAUGGCCGACGCCAUGAUAUUUCCCAUGAAGCAGUUCAGGGACAAGAAUCUUGCCGAACUCCUCAGCCUCAGGCAGAUGAUGCAGAUUUCCACCAGUGAGCACGAAACUGCCGUGACAAAAUACAGCCGCCUCUCCAAGCGGCGGGAGAGCGAGAAGGCGAGGCACGACGCAGCCGAGGAGGUGUACGCCUUCCGACGCAAGCAGCACCAGACGAGCCUGCAAUACUGCGCCACCCUCAACGCUAUGCAGUACCGCAAGAAGGUUGUCACUCUGGAGCCCCUGCUCGGCUACCUGCAGGCACAGUUUGGAUUCUUCCGCAUGGGGUCCGAGAGUCUCUCCCAGCAGCUGGAGGAAUUCAUCGGCAACAUCUGCGCCAGCGUCCAGAGCGUGCGCAAGGAGCUGGACACGGAGCAGGAGAGCUCGGACCUCAGGGUGAAGGAGCUGCUGGAGGCGUGCGAGCAUCUGUACUCGCCCGAGCCCCCGCCCGGCGGCGCCAUGCCAGACUGCACGCUCACGCGCAAAGCCGGCUACCUUAACCUGCGGCAUAAGACAGGGUUGGUGUCAUCGGCAUGGGAGCGGCUCUACUUCUUCACUCAGGGAGGGAAUCUCAUGAGCCAGGCACGUGACGCCGUAGCCGGCGGGCUCGUCAUGGACCUUGACAACUGCUCCGUCAUGGCGGUGGACUGCGAGGAUCGCCGCUUCUGCUUCCAGAUUUCCGCCUUCGACGGGAAAAAGGUGGUGAUAUUACAGGCCGAGAGCAAAAAGGAAUGUGAAGAGUGGAUUGUCACGAUCAGCAACAUCUCCCGUCAGAUCUACCUUACGGACAACCCACAGGAGGUGGCGGCACGCGUGCACCAGUCGGCCAUGCAGUCCGUGACGCCCACAUCCUCCUUCCAGGAGAGACACCGAAGUCUGCGACCACGCACCUCCACCUCGAGUCCCCGCUCCUCGGUGAGCGAUGACGCAGCACAGGCGGCGACUGGCGGCAGUGGCGGCGGCUCGUCGGCAAACACCCCCGCGUCGACGCCGGCCAAGACCGCCGUGGCGGCCCAGGCCUCCCCCCACCGUGCCACCACCCUGCAGCUCGUGGUGCCGGGCACGCCGAUCCAGUUCGACAUCAUCUCGCCGGCAACGGAGGAGCAGGAGGGACGUGGAGGCACGGGGGCUGGGGGCACCGGAGGAAGGCGGCAGAAUCCGUUCGGGGAGGAGGGAGAGGAGGAUCAACCAGGCUCUGAAGAGUCUCAGCUGCUGCAGCAGCUUUACGUGGUUCGCUUCCUGGGCUGCAUGGAGGUGGGCGCCGACCCAGGGCCCGACGUGAUCUACGAGACCAUGCGGCACGUGCUGGCCUCACGUGCCAUCCACAGCAUCUUCCGCAUGACCGAGUCGCAUCUGCUCGUCACCUGCUCGCAGCUCAGGCUGAUAGAUCCUCAGUCGCAAGUCACUAGGAUUGGUUUCCCGCUGCGCCAGGUGGGAAGCUGCGCACCGCACUCGGAGAACCCGCGUCUCUUCGGCUUUGUGCUGCACACACCCACGGCUGUGGGGCCCGAGGGGAGGACUUCGCUGUCCUGCUACGUCUUCGAGUCCAACAACGAGGGCGAGAAGAUCUGCGACUCGAUCGGACUGGGAAAGCAAAUCUCGCUUCACAACACGCUGGAGCGCCGUGCGGCAGAGUGCGAGCAGGAGUUACAGGCUCAGCGUGAGCGACAGGAGCUGGAACUGAACAAGCAGAAGGCCAUUGAACAGGACUUGGAAGAGCAAAGCCGCCUUAUUGCCGCAUCGGCCAAACCGUCCAAUGAGCAUGCAUCUUCGGGUGAUGGACAGACGCUGCGGCUGAGUGAUAACCAAUCAGCGAUGGACAAGGGGGUGGAGCCUGGAAAGGGGACAGAGUCGGAGGCUUGAGCUGAUCAGUGAAGGGCCUCUUGUGUUUUUUCACGUACUCAACGGGCGGAAUAUCUUUGCGCACUUUCUUGUCUUUCUAUGGAGAUGUUAUGCAUCACUGCAGUUUCUAGGGCUGAGACCGACCAACUGAACAAAAUCAUCCUUAUGGCGAUACCCCGGGGUACCAAAUAAUACUAAAUGGCUGAGGCAAUUAAAUAUUGUAUUUCUGGGACACUUUUUUCCAGGGGUGUACUUAACUCCGCGACUAGGGUCCCAAUCAAUCUGAAAUCAGUGCUAGUCCGUGAUGUCGAAACGCAGCGAGGACGAUUGCGCUGAAACCCUGAACGCUCGUACGCACCAUAGUGGUGCAUCGUGUACAGCUCGUCGAGAUGAGUCUAUCGCCGCAUCACCGACCAUCAACCGACUCAAAAUGACAUUAUGCGAGAGCCGGGGUACUAUGGCACCCCGGUGUACCGCCAUAAGGUUCAAAUGUCAUUUGUAAAUACAACGGCGUCAUUCUUAAAUAAUAAGCUAGAACAAAACACAAUGUAACUGAAACACAUUAUACAAAAACUUACUAUUGGGGAAGUGGUAAUAAAAUAUAUUAAUAUGGGUGGAAUGAGUAUGACCUUACUUGCAUCACGUUUAUUGGUGGCACUGGUGAAGGCAGGUGUUAAGAUAUUUUAAUGCGUGGAGUAUAAUCAUGUGUUGGCAAGUAACGGGUAAAGAUAGCUGUGAUUUGACAGCUAAAUAUUUCCACAAGCAGUCUUUUCACGAACACAUAAUUUUGACCCUUUGGCUGUAAGUCUGCCUGUAGUGACUACUAAUUAAUUGAGAAAAUUUGAUAGUUUGUACUUGCACUUUGCGUACAAAAUAUAAAAAGGGCAGAAGGGUCAAUAAAAAAUAAUAAAUUGAGUUGCAUCACUUUCAACUCCAUAUGAGAUCUUUUUUUUACGAUUUUUAUGUAAAAACAAUAGUGGUUACAAUUGCUGUGGUUUGCAUUUUAAGUUUAAUCAAACUGUUUUUCCCUAAGAUGACGGCAACUGCUCUUAGCGGGAUUUUGGCGAUGCCGCGUGGGUGACUUGGGAAGCGGAUUUCCUUGACCGACUGAGGCUCUUGUUCCCCCGUGUCCUACACCCAGGGGUGAACUUUUGAGUUAGCCCGUCGUAAAUUGCAGCAGAGGUUGAGAUCGCUGAAGAGCUUCAGUAAGGUGCAACUCCCUAUGUCUCAAUAAUUACACUUUGGAGUAACAAGGGCAGUGUCGCCGUUACAUUGAUCGAUAAAAAAGUUUAGUUUUGAUAAAAUGUUGCUUUCGCAAAGGUGCAGUGAUGACGACGACGAACGUUAACUGUAAAUAUGUACUUGAUCUUAAGGGAAGUUUGAGGAUGCAAUUAGCACGGUGCGUGAGGCUUUUGUUUAUUUGGUGUGCACUUGCAUGGGUUUAUAAAGUCUUUUAUGCCACAACGGCCGUAACUUUGUGCGGCGAGACAUUUUUACAUCUUAAUUGAUUCCGAGUGAGAGUUAGAGCUGUGUGGCUGACGUUUCCAAAGUUUAUCUCCGCGUUAACCUUGCUGAAACAAAAUUUAAAAACGUCACUACUGCUGUCAUUGUUUAACCAUAUGUCCAGGAAAGCCUCGCCAAGUCUCAGAACUUUCAAGAGGAGCCUGCUACAUUGGCAUUUGCCAAUUUAAUUAAUGAGCACUACUGUCCAGGUUUUCGUGAUUAAGCUGUGCAUAGCUCUCCAAAGUAAUUACCACCAGGGAUAUAUUGACCUAUACUUGCCUGGAUGUGUUCCCGGUUGCACCCACGUGUUGUUCUGCACGAUGUCCGAUAUUUCGCUCCACGUGCCAGAAGCUGCUGCAGCAACCGAAUUUAAACAUAGUGUUGUGCGUGUGCUUAACAGCACACGGAACAUAAAGUCUGGAUGUUCAUGCAAAACAAACAACGUGCAGUACAUUCCAGAAACACCAUCGGAGAGCUAUCAGAUGCGUGCCAGGCAUUUGGGAAGCUGAAAAGCCAAACUAAUUAACUUCACCCCUUUCCCCUGCCUUGCAAAUCAUGGAGUGUACCAGUGUAAUAACCAACUUUUGUAUAUGACCUAUAUUUGGUUGUAAAACUUUUUCACAAGCACCAUGAAAACAUUACGGUAUUUUACGUGUACUGUAUAAUUGAAGUGUCUUGAAUGCACUUUCGUUGGCCCUUUUCUGUAACGUCAUAUGCAUCUUCGUCCAAAACGUUUACGGUCUUUUUCAACGGUUUUACUUAACUUGACUCGUCGUGGUCAAAUCUUGUAGUCAAAAUUUUGUCUACUUCCUGUUGUCCAAUCAAUUCCAAAUUUUGCACACUUACUCAGAUCCGGUGACAAUGCCUGCCUGUAUCAAAAUCGGCAUAAGUUAAUCAAUUCGCUACUUUAAAGCAAUUUACAUUGUGUAUGGACGCCUUAUUAUUUAUAUAUAUUUGUGUAGGCGAAAAACACCGCGGUCCCUAAACUCUGGAAUCGCCUCGCCCAAGAAGCAGCCGCCACGUGUCUCAGGCGCGCCUGCUCCGUGUCGUCUACGAGUUAAGAAAGUAAUUAAUUCAAGUCAGCGUUGAUGUGGGAGCAGGCGCUGCAUCAUUGACGUACUUCUCGACCGUGAGUUAAACGAAGUUCAUAAAACCCUUGGUUUUUUAAACUUU